Molecule: messenger RNA, 7872 nt
Organism: Mytilus californianus (California mussel)
Lineage: Eukaryota; Metazoa; Mollusca; Bivalvia; Mytilida; Mytilidae
Product: mRNA (2'-O-methyladenosine-N(6)-)-methyltransferase-like
Exons: 14
Coding region: 147-2159 (670 amino acids)
Cellular component (GO): nucleus
Molecular function (GO): RNA polymerase II C-terminal domain binding; mRNA (2'-O-methyladenosine-N6-)-methyltransferase activity
Source: RefSeq, a predicted model, not a curated record
CAAAUGGCGAUAGCGUCAGGAGCAUUGUCAAAAUUUUCUGAUGCAUAUUUUGCUUGAUUGCGAAAGUUAACUGAAAAUGUAGUUUAAUUUUUAUUGCAAAUUAAUCUCCAUGGUUGAAAUACUACUAUAGUAGAAGGUGCACACAAAUGGAUAUUCAAGAAAAGCCCAUUACUGAAAAUGGUGGGAAAGGAGACAAUCAUGAAACAAAGACUUUAAAUAAAGAAGACAAUGUAGCUGAACAUUUGGAGAAGAAUCCUCUGCAUAUAAAUGUAACCAAUCAUCAACCAGUUGUACGCCAAGAUUCACUGCCAAUAUCUCCUGGACCAUUAUCACCUGACCCUGUACAUGAUUUACCUGUAGAAUUACUACAAGCUGGAUGGAGGAGAUUUUGGAGUAAAAGGGAACAGCAACCUUAUUUCUUUAAUAAAUUAACAAAUGAAUCAUUAUGGGAAAUGCCACAGUUGAAAUCUGGAUCACCUAAUUUACUGACGGAUCCCUUAGGGAUUGGAGGAGAUCAUCCUGCACCUGUCCCCAACAGUUCAGAUACACGUUUAUGUCGACCCAGCACAGACAUUCCUCCUCCACUCAUUGGAGAAAAAAGACGGUUAAGUGGGGAUGUUGGUGACAGUCCACCAAAAAAACCAUUCACCUACAGUCCAUUUUGGAACUUUGAAAUUCCUACAAAUGCAGUAAUAUAUGAAAGGAGCCCAUGCAUUCUGCCUCCACCACAUCCAGAAAUGGAAUCUCUACGAGCCCAGUUAACAGCCAAACUGAGGCAACAUUACCAAGAAUUGUGCCAUUCAAGAGAAGGUAUUGAUGCACCACAUGAGUCGUUCAAUAGAUGGUUGUUAGAGAGAAAAGUAAUAGAUAAAGGAACAGAUCCCAUGCUGCCGUCUAACUGUAUGCCUGAGGUGUCACAAUCCAUGUACAGGGAAAUAAUGAAUGAUAUUCCAGUCAAACUGGUCAAACCAAAGUUCUCUGGUGAUGUUAGAAGACAGUUGUUCAAAUAUGCUGAAGCUGCUAAGAAAAUGAUUGAAACUAGGAGUGCAACACCAGACAGUAGAAAGAUUGUAAAGUGGAAUGUGGAAGAAACAUUUUCCUGGUUAAGACGACCAGGGGGUGCUGCUUAUGAUGAUUAUUUGGAAAGAUUAGCUCAUCUGAAAAGACAAUGUCAGCCACAUUUAACAGAGACAGCAAAAAGUUCUGUGGAAGGAAUCUGUACUAAAGUUUAUAAUAUGUGUUUGGAAACAGUAAAAAAACUUCAUGAAAGACAUUGGCAAAUAAUGAAUGAAAACCAUAUCCAUGAAAUUCCCAAAGCACCAGUUCCACCAAAAAGAAAAGUAUUAUGUUAUCCUGUUCAGAUGAUGGUACCUGUGCCCAGAUUACCGAUUGUUGAAAUGACACAUGAAAAUGAAGUCCAUACUUUGAAGUUUAAAGGGGAAAGUCUGCGGAUUAACAGUCCACAUUUCUUUAAACUUGAGCAGUUGUAUAAAAUACAUGCCCGAGAUGACCCACGAUUUGACCAUUACUUAGCAAGAGUAUGGUGUUUACUGAGGAGAUAUCAUACAUUAUUUGGUAUCCAAGCUUCAGAAGGUUUUGGAUUACAGGGAGCUUUGUCUAUACAGAUAUUAGAAUGUUUACAUCGCAUCUUUGGAGUGACUUUUGAAUGUUUUGCUUCACCUUUGAACUGUUUUUUUAAACAAUAUUGUUCUGCAUUCACAGACACUGAUGGUUAUUUUGGAUCUAGAGGACCAGUAUUAGAUUUUCAUCCUUUGAGUGGAUCGUUUGAAGCCAAUCCUCCAUUCUGUGAAGAAUUAAUGGAGUCAAUGGUUGACCACUUUGAGAACUUAUUAUCAGAAUCAAAUGAGCCAUUAUCAUUCAUUGUAUUUAUACCAGAAUGGAGAGAUCCUCCUAUAGAAGCUCUGAUGAGACUGGAAUCUAGCAGGUUUAAAAGAAAACAGGUCACAUUACCUGCAUAUGACCAUGAAUACAGACAAGGAUUUCAACAUUUCUGUCCCAAAGAGGAAGUGAAUAUGAAAUCAGCUCAUGGAACAUUAGUUAUAUUUUUACAAAAUUCUGCUGGUUUUGCACGAUGGGGGCCAACGCCAGAGAGAUUGAAAGAACUGUUAUUAGCAUCAAAACCUAAAGACACAGUAUGACAAAUGGUGGCGUACUAUUAUAAAUGGCAGCUAAAUGUGGAGAUGUAUAUUUAUUUAUUGAGUCGGUGCUUGUUAUGGAGAACAAAUACUUAAUGGAAUGACUUAUUUGUUGUGUUAAAAUGUUUACUUGUUGUUAAAGUACUAAUGUACAGCAAUUAUUUUGACUUCAUUUCAAAUAUGAAGAUAUAACAAAACCAUAUUCAGAUUUUGUGUAAUAGUUUAUAUAGGAAGGAUAUUCAUUGUCUUGUAUGCUGACUUUAGAACAGAUGGACUCGUCCGAGGUGCAGACUUAAUAACAGAUGGACUCGUCUGAGGUGUAGACUUAAUAUUUACUGACAAUUCCUUUUGUUCUGUAUUAUUAUAUCACACUCGAGGAAAUCGGUCUAGACUAUUUUUUCAUUUAUAGUAUAAAAAAAAUCCAUUCAUUUAAUCAGAUGAAUUCCUACAAACGAAUGUUAUAAGUUUUAAAACCGCAUCUUGUAUUUUUGCCAAUAUGAAAUUAUAAAUGUUGUUAUAAUCAGAUUUGUUUUUUUCCGUAUUCAGUCUUCAUGAAGUGUCCAAUGUAAUAUAGAAAUUUUUCAGUUUUGUUACGUUUCAAAAUAGCACUUUCAAAUGUACUUUCCCAAUAUAGAAAUAAAGACUUUAAAAAACUUUCAAAAGCAAAAAAUGCAAGGUUUAAUCAUUCGUAAAACUUCUUGAGCACUUAUUUGAAAAUUUUCACAUCAUACAUUUGCAUAGCUACCAUAAUAUCCAAUUAAAGGGAAAUUGUACUUUAUGAAUUAUCAAUGCUAAUUCUCUUGAAAACGAUUUCCUUAUUAUGUUUUGAUUACCCUCAAAGAUUUUUUUUUGUUUACUCAACUUAUGUUUGACUUUACCAAAUUAAUAAAAUGCAACAGUAUGAAACAAAGUAAAAUAAUACUAGGUUAUUUUUGUUGCCGAAAAAUGAUAACACGAGAUGAGGUUAAAAUGAUGCCAUUUUGUUGUUUUUGUGUACUUAAUAAACAUGGUCCUAGAAUUUCAGUUGUAAAAAAUAAUAUUUCACAUUAGAUUUUGAAGGUGGAUGUGAAAUCAGGAAUAUAUAUUUAAUGUAUUAUCAACAUUAAACACUCAAAUGAUGUAUAAAUCUUUGACCUUUUUAGUCAAGAAAAUGAGGUUACAUUGAAAUCAGAGUUAUUGAUUGUUUUGAGAUAUGUUUUGAUGUUAUGGUUGUGUUUGUUUAUUAGAUAUAUAAUAUGUCAAGUAAGAAGAUUUUUAAUUUGAUCUGAUGUUAAAUACACUGCUGGUUGAAUGCCUUAGGUUAUUUCAAAGAAGCAAACAUGAAAUCUAAAUUAGGUUUUUUAAAACAAUUUAAGUGACUCUUAAUAUUCAGCUGAUUAUUAAUUUCUUUUUGUCUUUUAUGGUAGUAAGAGUUACUCCACUUUUCGUGAGAUGUUAUACAUAGUUUUUUGGUUCCUUAAUCCCUUGUUAAUGUUCACUUGGACUUAUGAUUUAUUAUAGGUUUACACUAUUAUAUUUAAUAAGUUUUCUCAGAAAUUAUUCUAUAUCCUGAAAAUAACAAUUGUACAAAAUUGUAAUACAUGGGAAUAUGUUUAAAAGGAACACAUUGAGGACUGAUAAUUUUGUUCAAAUAAGACAGGUGUUUGGUAUACAUAGGUUAUCUUACUAAAGAAUAUUACUUUCUUACCAAGAGUGCAUUCUACUUAGAAUUAUGAUUUAGACAGGUUUCAUCAACAUCUUCCUUGCACUAAAUUUUAAAUUCAAUUUAUGGGAGAGAACUUUUGAAAUAACAAAAAUUCAGAAUACCUCAUUGUUUCUUGAUGUAUUUACACUUAGUGUUUUAGUAAUUACUUCAUGCUUUAAUGUAAUUACUUUAUUACAUCAUGUUAAUUGUUAUUAAUUUCAUGUAGGAACAUUUCAUGAUGUCAAAAUUUGUCAGGAAAGGGGAAGUUGAUGAUAUAAAAGAUUACUACUAGAAUGGUUAAUGGUAAAAACUACUUAAUUAAAACAUCAUAUAAUUAUAGGAAAAGGGUCAUAAAGAACCUAUUGUGUCAAGAGUUUGAAGAUUUUAUGAAUAUCUUAAAAAGUAAAUAGAACAAAAGGAUAUAGGAAAGGAUUGAUAGAGUAAACCAAAAAUACUUUUUUUUUAUGAUAUUCCAUCAUUUCAUGAGCAAAGAAAAAUAUAUGAUGGUUUUUCAUACUGUAAUAUCUAGAAUGAAUACAUGAAACAUUUGGAUACAAAUAAGACCUAUCAUUCUGUUGUUUUCAACAAAUAUGAAAUUUUACUUUGUUGUGUGAACAUGAACUAUUCACUUCAACAUCUACUUAUCAUUUGACAGAAAACCAGAAAUAUCAGGGAGAUUUAUCAAUAAAACAUUAUUUUAUCUAGCUGAACACUUUAAUAAAACCAUGACAUGUAAAUAUUCAGUGUACUGCUUAAUUAACUGUUGUAAUGUUUUUCUAGAUUGGGCAUUUUGUUUCCUGACUUUAGAUCUGCAUCAUUGGUUAGGUCAAAUAAAGCCCAUUGUUAGGAGAAAUCUCUUAAAACUUGAAAGCUGUUAGUUUCAUUCGCUGAAGAUUAAAAUGUCUUUUUGGGAAAUGUUGUUGCUUACGUUUAAAUUCCUUAAAAGAGUUGCAUUUUUUUUGUUGAAAUAUAUUACAUUAUUUGUGAGCCCUUAUAAGGUGUAAUGCUAUUGAUAAUACAAUUGAAUUUCAUUAUGGGAGAUUUUUGGGUAUACCUCAAUGAAACAACCCAACAACCUGAGAUAGGCAUGUUUACUGACCAACCUGAAAAAGGCAUGUUUACUGACCAAUGUAAUGGAUUUAUAAUGCAUUACUUGAAGGAUUUUCAUGGUAACUCAAUGACGUUUGAAAUUUAAUGAAAACUUAGAAUGGGCAAUGUACAGUCUUCAACAGCAGAUCGUUUGAAAUAUUUAGUUCUUGUUCCAUUAUUCUUUCAGUAUAUCCUGAUUCAAUAUAUUUGUACUAUAAAUAGCAUUGGAGAAGUUGUUAGGAACAAACAGUGAUCAUGAUCUCUGAUUUGUUUUUAUUUGACCUCAGAUUUUAGAGUAUUAAUCUCACUGUUUCUUGAUCUCAGUUUGUUGAUUUUAAGUGAAAUAGUAUAUGAUAUGUUAAGAAUUUUAUAGAGGGAUUUUUUUAUGAAUGUAGAUUUGAUUAUUUUAGAUUUUUUAAUCCAUUGUAAAUAUUGUCCAUACACAUAGGAAUGAUAAUGUUGAAUAUUUAAAUUGUACAUAGAUAAUAUAUGAUAUGUAAAUGAAAUUUUAAUUGUAUAUAGAUCAAAAAAGAUACAUGUUUUAAAUAGUGCAAUUGUGUUUUAACAAUCAUUGAAAUGUUACAAAAAUCCAUAAUUAUAAUCGUCUGUUCAUAUUAUUAGUUUCUUCCAAAUAUUUUAAUUAUUUUGGAUUGAUUAUCAUAAAUAAUAAUUCUAAAAUGGCAAUUUUACCAUAUUUUACUCAUAUGAAAUUAUCAUGAUGCUGAAUAAAUGGAGAAUAGAUUUUUUCUGUCCAUUGAAAAAACUUCUUUUAAAUAUUAUACUUUUGUGUUGAUUUUCAACUUUGAUAUUUCAUCAAUAUCAAUUCUGCCUAUGAUCUGGCACCAAUAUUGUUCUGGAGUUAUUUCCCUUGAAAAUGAAAAAUUAUUUAAUGGUUUAUGAAUUAUAUGCUUCUUUGGAUUUAUUUAUUCUCUUGGAUACAUAUUUCAUGGAUUUGUGAAAAAUUGUAUUUUCGUGGAUAUUUGAUUUCAUUGUUAUGUCAAUAUUCAGACCAGCCUAUAGAAAAUCUGUACUUCAUUGAACAUUUAAAUUUGUGGUUGAAAUAUACCCAUGUUAUCCAUGAAAGUUAAUGUAUACUAUGAAUAAUUUGAUCACCAAUUGUAUUUUAUUUUAGUGAAUUGCUUGAUAUAGUAAUUUACAAAUUUUAUCAAAACAAGAUGUUAGAAAAACUGAAAGGACCUAAGUAUGAACUAUAAAUUGCAAUGGCUUUUCUAUGUUAACAAAACACAUGCUCAUGUAGGAUAACCAACAUUUUAUCAAUCCCUGAUUGUAUGCAAGAUAUCAACUUUAUUAAAGAAAUGUUUAUAAAAGGGAAUAGUUUUUGAUUUUUGGAAAUUGUCUCCCUUUGUUGGUAAUAUUAAAGGAAAUUGUCUCCCUUUGUUGGUAUAUUAAAGGAAAUUACCCACUAUUUUUCAAGGAAUUCAACUCAAUUUCUUGUAGCAAGAUCUGCAUUUAAUAUUAAAGUAAAUUAUUGUCAGGGAUAUAAUUUUCUUCAUUUGACCAAGGUGAAAGAGAAUUAUUGCAAUAUAAUGGUGACAAAUUCAUGAAACAAACAUUCUCAUUUCAAGUCAUGUAUUAACUACUAUGUUAUUUUUCUCUGUUACACUCUGAUUUUAAUAUUUCAUUUGAAGGUUUGUGUAAGAGGACUACAAAUGAAAGUUCUGUUUAUUAGUAACAAUAUAUGGUUUAUCUUGAUUAAUUUAAAAUAUGCAAAUUUUGCAGGAAAAGUACCACCUUCUUAAAUGCUGUAACUUUGGUAAAAAUUUAAAUGGAAUAAAUCUGUAGUUUUCCAUUUGGAAUAUUGAUGGGAAACUUAAACAGCAAACAAUGGUGUCUGAUCAGCUUGCAUUCAAUCCACAUCUUUUGAAUAUCUAUUCACAUUUGUAAAUCAUCAUUUUUAGUUGACUUUAAGAACAUAGUGCUGAUAUUUUGUUUUUACUUGUGUAAUGAGUAAUUACAGAUAUUAUUUUAGUUUUGUUCUUGUUGACCUUCUUUUAUUUUUAAGUUCAUAAGACCCUUGAACUUGUACCAGUUCAUGGAGAUGACUGGUUACUGCCACUUUUUUUUUAUCCUAGAUAAAAUCAACAGAUGUUUUGGGAAGCAAUCUGGAAGUUUUAGAUCAUAAGGUUCUAAAAUGUGACUGUGAAAGAGGGUUAAGUGCAUGUUUGGUUUAACACCAAUUUAUAAUCAUCGUCAUCAUUAUCAAAAUGGAUUAUGUAAAAUUACUCAAAGAAAGAAUGUUGGUUGUAGGAAGAUUCAUUUUAAUGUAAUAGCCUGUACACAUUGAUGUAAUAGCCUGUUCACAUUGAUGUAAUAGCCUGUACACAUUGAUGUAAUAGCCUGUACACAUUGAUGUAAUAGCCUGUACACAUUGAUGUAAUAGCCUGUACACAUUGAUGUAAUAGCCUAUACACAUUGAUGUAAUAGCCUGUACACAUUGAUGCUCAUUACCAUUUUAAGCCUAAUAGUAUAGAUUUAAUGAGAAAACCAAACUGACCAGAAUAAUGAAAAGGUCAUUGCACUUGCUGGUUGCCAUGCAACUGGCUCAAGUGAGAUACUAGUUAACAUGAAUGCAACUUUUUAAAUCUUAUCUCAGAAAGGAUUUGAAGGAAUUGGUAUAACUUAAAACCAUUCAAAAAGGAAGAACCAAAACCAGGAAAAAUCAAUUUUAUAUCAUUUUGGCAGCUAAUUAAAUGAAGAAAUCAAUUAAUUUGUAGAUUUUUAUACAGGCUUAAUUAUGUAGUCCCAUUCAUACUUAAUUUUUAUAUUUGAUUUUUUUACCAUUGCUUUGUUUGUUAAAGGGAGAUAUUUGUUAGUCAAGAAACAUGCAUUUUUAUUACAGGAAACUGUAUACUGUUAUUGUAAAUUGUUUUAUGUCACAUCAACAAAUUAACUGAUUAACAUCAAUAAAUAUAUGCUUAUGUU